AUCAAGUGAUAUACAGAUCGGUCUGUACCGUUACGCCCUCCUUGCAUGCGUAGGAAGUCGCUGGAAAGAUAAGCGCGUCUCUCCGCCAGAAUCCGGACUUUCUCUUCCCAUUACUAAAGCUAUUUACGAGGAUGAAGAGUAGGAUCAGGUUGCUAAUCCCGGUCACAGUGGUUUUAGUGUUGUUCACGCACACCGAAAGAAGGGGAAAGAGCGGUGCAUAGCAACAAGGAAGAUACUUACCCAUCACGGUAUUGAGCAAGCGGAAAGAGAACGUUCAAUCCUGGCGCAGAUUAAUCACAUCCACGUAGUUCGAUAUCUGGGGGCAUGCGAGUUCUGCAUCUAUAUGAAUUAUGUCCCCGGCGAAAUGCUUGUUGGCCUGUCCUGCAUCAUUCCAGUUACUCGAAACGGAUGUAAAAGUGCUGAUCCGUCAGGUCCUGGAUAGUCUUAUCUUCCUACAUCGUCAGAAUAUUGUGCACCGUGACAUCAAGGGAUCCAAUUUGUUCAUCACGCUCGACGACUGCGCCAAAAUUGGGGACCUUGGUUGUGAAACUGUUAUCGAUCCCGGUACGAGCCCUCAUAAAGUUGAAUGA
Desarmillaria tabescens is the source of this 590-nucleotide messenger RNA. RefSeq lists its product as uncharacterized. Gene Ontology annotation, biological process: protein phosphorylation. The record is from RefSeq and is a predicted model, not a curated record. Gene Ontology annotation, molecular function: protein kinase activity; ATP binding. The transcript is spliced from 2 exons. Bases 351 to 590 code for a protein of 79 amino acids. NCBI's taxonomy places the organism in Eukaryota, Fungi, Basidiomycota, Agaricomycetes, Agaricales, Physalacriaceae.